Molecule: messenger RNA, 7547 nt
Organism: Spea bombifrons (plains spadefoot toad)
Lineage: Eukaryota; Metazoa; Chordata; Amphibia; Anura; Pelobatidae
Gene: SPG11
Product: SPG11 vesicle trafficking associated, spatacsin
Exons: 40
Coding region: 1-7050 (2349 amino acids)
Biological process (GO): synaptic vesicle transport; axo-dendritic transport; chemical synaptic transmission
Cellular component (GO): axon; synapse; cytoplasm
Molecular function (GO): protein binding
Source: RefSeq, a predicted model, not a curated record
AUGCCUCUGAAGAUCCUUCUAGUUCCCGGGUUGGUUCUGCACAAGGAGACUGAAAAUCCACUACAAGUUUCCCUGAACAGACAGAAGAAUCUGACCCUAUGUAGUCUUCUUCCUCGGGGUACCCUUUGCCUCACCUGUCUCCCACCAGGAAGCCUUAACUGUUUUCACACCCACAUUGAGGGAUCGUUCUCUAAAUUUCUGUGGGAAGAUGCUGAUGGGCUGCAGGACUCUUUGGACCGCUGCCCACAUCUUCUUGUUUUACAUGAGGAUAAAGAGCUCUCGGUUUACGAGGUGAACGCUACAGAAGGACGUUUGGACCUGACUACAGUCUGUCACUGUGAUAAGGACACUUUGAGGAAACUCUGUGUAGACAACCACGUUUGUAUCUCCUCUGUGCUCUCAGUCCAUCUCCUGGCCCUUCACGGUGAACAGAUCCUUCUUCUGAUCAAUAACCGUGUAUUGCUGCAUCUCGAUUAUAACGGGGAAGAUGUGAACCCAAAGACUUUGUCCUGCUUCGAUCUAGACCUUGAUCCAGAGGCUGCAGACCGUAUAUCAGAUGUGUGCUUAAGUAAUGACAUCUUGUUCCUGUUAGACUCCUCUGGGAUUGUAUAUAUUUAUGACACCCUGGAUGGGUCACAUGUGGCAGACAUGGAGCUUCCCCUAAGGCCAGAGACUAGCUCCCUGGACCCAUUAACAAACAUACAUGUUUCUCCAGACCUGAGCUUGGCUGUGGUGUCUUCAAAAGCUGGUUGGGUCCUUUCUCUGCGGCUGUAUGAGUAUUUCAGGCAGAAGUCAGGACAAGCUAAGUGGUGUGAUGAAAAGCCCAGAGAGUUACCUGAAUCGUAUACAGAUAAGGAUGAUGUCAGCAGCUGUGAUGGGGGCAUCCAUGAAUUUGGAUGUCCCUUCCGUACAGAUAGGUCAUGGGAAGCCACGCUGUCAUCCCUUUGCACAGAAAUCAGAGAUGUUGAAGACCUGCAUUUAUAUCCCCAAACUUCACAUCCAUUGCCAUGUAGCAACUGUUCAAAGGUGCCUUUCAGCUGGAACCCUUUAGGUGGGGGCUGGCAGAUUAUCCAAGUGGAUGGAAUGGAGGAGUCUGUAAGUCUGCGAAUCUGGUCUGUGUCCUCCUUCAGUGCUGUCUUCUGCCUCCGGGGAAGCGAUGGAAACCUCACUGUAGUGCUCUUCGACACAGAGACUCAAAGUGUUAUGUACCACCAAUUAGGGAAAGCUCUUUGUGUGGAUUGUACUCCAGAUCAACCCUGCCUAGUUAUCACAGAUAAAGGCAUUUCUCUUGUGCUGUUUGGUGCAUCACAGGAUGAAUUUCUCACUAGACUAAUGAUCCACGGCAGUGCAAGUAACGCAGACACCCUGUGUCUCCUAAAUAACUGGGGACGCUGCUCCAUACCUAUCCAUACGCUAGAGGCUGGCCUAGAGAACAGGCAGUUGGAUACUGUUGAUUUCUUCUUGAAGAGUAAAGAAAAUAUCCUGAACCCUUCUGGCCCCGAAGAUGUAAAUGCUGAUGUCCAAUCGGAGCACUACCUGCGCAAUGUACAGGACCUGCUACCGGCCCUUGAUCUACUUUCCUCCUACAUCCGAGGCACAGACCAGGAGACUCACAGCAAGCAUUUCUCCGAACAGCUGUUACAGCUCACCCUCGGCUUCCUCAAUGGGCAGCUGCGCACGCUCUGCACCCUCACAUCCGCGCCAGAUCCUGCGAUUAAAGAAUGUGUGAGAAUUCUAACUGGUUAUGUCACCGGCCUCCGACCCUUCAUGAAGAGGUUCACGCAGCAGCCACAGACGAUGCAGGUCCCACAGUCUGCGCGGGAGAAGAAAGCAUGGAAGAACUUAUCUGUUGAGCAAAUAAUCUCUGAUGCCAUCCUAACAAAUCGGAUUCCUGAGGCACAGUCGUUUCUUCGCCUUCAAGGACAUCCCUGUCCUGGUCUGACUUGGUUGAAACAAGAAGGUCUGAAACUGGUUUACAGAUGCCUGCAAGAGAAAUGCGUGCCAGAGGCCUGUCAGCUUCUCCGUAAUAUGGGGUUUUCUGUGUGGAGUGAACUUCAUCGUAUCUGUAUGCACACAUCUGAACGGAGUGUCCGAAAUCUGCUUGUUGACCUCCUACGGGCUGAGGGGCGCCUUUCUGAGCAGGAACAGGAGCAGAUUCACACAGUGUGUCGGGUGGAGGAACUGUAUUAUAACCCACACAACCGUGAAAGAGGGAAGAGGAAAGCAACGUAUGAUGGUAGGCCAUCAUGGAAGCCCUACACUGCAGCGUGUGAAUCAAACAUCUUGGAAGAGGUGCUGACAGCUCCAGAUCAUGAUCCAGAGACUUUGCGGCUUUACUGGGCACAAGGCUGGAACAAAGAUACUCAGGAAGCGAUCCUACUCGCUGAACAGGAGGAUAGCGACUUAAGUCUCUGUCAGCCCCACAUCCUUUGGCGUCACUUGACUUUGUGGCAUUCGUGGCCAUCGAUUUGCUCGUGGCUUGAGGAAACUGGAUCGCACGCAGAGAAAGACAACACAAAGCUCACACGAUGGCCUCGUCUGACCCCAGAAUUAGUGGAUGAAAAUACCAUGUGCUGUCGCUACACAAGGCAGAAAAUCCUAGACAAAUUGUUAAGUGUGGGAAUGAUUGUCCCGUCUGAAAUGAAUGAUUUUGAGAGUCUUGUGGAACGCCUGGCAUUUGGCAACAAACUGAUGUCAUCUUCUGACUCUCUUCCAAGUGUUUUCCUUACCAGCAUGGAUUUUCACAACCGCUUUGUCCAGAUGUGUGCAGAGAAUGGCCUUCAGUACCUCCUGUACACUUACCUAGAUUAUUACAGGUUGACUCCAGAAUUCUGCUCUGCACUGACAAGUCCCACACUUCUAGAGAGAUUCCCUUGGUUCAGUUUCCUUGUACAAAUCCGAAGAAUUCAAGACAACCCGGGGGAUUACAGCCAGAUAUUCCAUGCAAGCUUGGCCAACGCUCACAUGGUGAUGCCUGAAUACCUGCCCAGCGUCAGCAGCAUGCUGCUGGAGGGACACACACUGCUCGCCCUCGCGACCAACAUGUAUGCACCUGGGGGCAUUGAUAGGGUGUUGGAGCAGCGCGAGGAGCAAACACCUUGUCACAUGAAUGUCGAUCCCCAGCUGCUGAAGAUGGCUCUGGCUCCCUAUCCAAAACUUAGAGCCGCUUUAUUCCCCCAACACCCGGCUCCUGGAUCUCCUUCCCACAUUUCACUCUAUCAUCUCUUACAGGCACUUUCCCCCUUCAACCCAACGCAUUUUUUCACCUGGCAAGGAGCAAACACUCUUGCUUCCGCUGACAGCCGCACAGAGCUCCCUCACUGCUCAUGCCCACGGCUGGUCAGCAAGUGGGCAGUGGUAGAGCAGCUGGACGUUUGCUACUAUCUCCGUACGGGGCGACCGGCAGUCGCGUUUGCCAACUUCUUGGUGCAGAAGCUUCUAAAAAGCAAAGCACCCCAACAACAAAUUCAAGAGAUUGCGAAGGAUGUCUAUUCCUUAGCGUUGUCCUGUUUCAACGUACAGACCGUGAUUGCUUCCUGUGUUUGUUUCCUGGAAUUGCUGGGUCUUAGCAGCCACAAGCUCCGCGUUGAUGUAAAUGUUGCAGAUCUAAUCCUGACCCAUUCAACAUCUCCAAACGAUGAGCUGGGACAGAAAUCCGAGGCACAAGCCUUAGCCCAAAGGAUGCUCAGACUGGUGGACAACGAGACCAAAGCUGCAGGAGAACUUUCAGUGAGCUUGGAGGAAGCUAUGAAUUCCACCUUAGAGAAGGAAUGGGAAAGCAGGCCCCACGCCUGCGGUGGCCCAUGGUCCACGAUCACGCAGUUUUGCCUGCUGCACUCUGUUCCUUUGAGCUCCCGAUACCUGAGACACUGCGGCCAGAGGCAGGACUGGCUGCAGCUUCUGAUGCACACUCACUCUCAUCAGCAGAUAUCCUGUGUUCUAGAAGAUCUCGGCCCAGCUCUGAGCAGUCACGUGGCUCUGGCGUUGCAAAGAAUGAAGUUAGACGAGCAGCCCUCGUGUGAUUCCCAAGCAGAAGUGGACAGUGAAGCAGGACCAGUGAAUUUGUUCCAUGUUAUGCUUCGAUGCCAAAAGUCAGAGAAGCCGGGACGUAUGCUACUAAAGGAGAGCGUGAGAUACAGUGCUCCGCUGUUGAGUGUGCUUGCUGCAUGUGUGCAGGACGCUGACCUCAUCUCCUGUCUCUGUGUGUGGAUUCUUACAUCUGUGGAUGCUGCCACGUGUGCCGUGAUCAAACGCUCACUCUCUACCCCUGAAGAUCAUGUCUGGGACCUGAGUGAUCUCUCAUGGAUUUGGCUUAAUCUGCUGGAAAGAAAGGCGAGCAGAACCCUGCACAGAGCUUUCAGCAUCUUUAUGGAGGACUGUCCCCUGUUACCCCUACUUGAUAUGUACGAGACGUGUCUUCAUCACAAAAACUAUCUGAGUGCAGAGGACAAACUGCAAGAUUUCAAACGCCAGCUGUUGAGUCUCCAGUCAUCAGAUGGCUCCUCUACACUCCUCCCACUUACUUGGAUUCAGGAUCAGGUCUCGGAGCUUCUGAAGCUUCUUCUCUUGCAGAGCAAAACUUCAUACGAACAGAGGAAAAUUCUGCAACUACUCUGCGAUAAUGACAGCCAGAAUGUUUGUGGGGCAAUGGAUAUCCACAAGUUGAGUGCACUCACUCAGAUUCUGCAUGACUAUCCUGUCUGUAUUGGCAAGGAGCUCCUCAGAGAGUAUAGUGAAGAAGGCCUUCAAGUGGAGUGUCAGCGGUUGUUGCACCUACUGCUGGAAGGCAAGCACUUCUGUCUGGCACGAAAGGUGGCAGAACUGGCAAAUCUGCCUGCUGACAGCCUGGUGAUUGAAGAGGUUCUGCAGGACCAGUUUCUGCUACAGGAGAUUGGACAAUGGGAAUGUCCACAGAGUCGAGCAGAAUUCUGGAAGAAAUGUCAGCAGAUGUUCACCACCAACCAGUUGUCCCCAGUUGCGGCUUCCGCCUUCUUUAAUUCUCAGGCUGCUAAUUUCUCCGCUGCCAUGGCAGGAGCGGGAGAACAUAUUGAUCAUCUAGCAGAAGAGGAGUUGUUGCUCAGCCUUGCAGGAAAUUGGUUGUCUCUCAGUGAUUGUGCUCAGGUGGCUUCUUUGGAGGAACUGGAGAAACUGAUCUGGAAAUGUCGCAUUGACCAAGAGGUUUUGAGAAGAAACGGAGGAGCGCGUGUCCUCUGCUCUGUAUCUCCCUUCACUAGCCUGGCUUCUGAGUUCUCCUUCUCCAACCUACCUGCACUCAACUCCCCAUUGCUUUUUGAAAUAUCCACUCUGCCACCACUCAGUGGCUUGCCUGGCACAUUAGACUCUGAUGCUUUGCUGGCGCUGAGUUACUUAGUAGAUCGUCUGCUUGAUGACAGCCACGUGCAUGAGGCCAGUCGCGUGUGCAGAUACUUCCAGCUUCCCCAUCGCAACCUAUGGCUGGUGCUCAACUGUAGAGCUCUGGCCACAGGUGAGACUACAAAGGAUCAGAUGCACCCGGAUAUCCAAGCCAUCCUCGCAGAAGGACUAGAAUUACAAGAAUGUGUCUGGAAACGGAGGAAGCGUCUGCAGAGCUCAUCUAGUUUAGAAGGUUCACCGUCCCCUCUGCGCAGUGAUCCGGUGCUCACCUAUCUGGAGAUCCUCAAAGAUGCCUGCACUCAUGGCAAACCCUUCUGCCUGCAGCUGCUGUGCAUGUACGAGCUGAGUCAGCAUCUUGGAUGUUCCUUCUCUGAUAUCUCCUCCAGAGAUGCCAUUGACGUUCUACGUUCUCUUAUUUCUUGUCGCCGUCCUGAGCUCAGUGACAGAGCGCAAGCGGUCAUCAGCUCGCACAGGCUCUCCGCAGACACCGUGGCAAAGAUUGUAGCCGAGGAGGGACUGCGAAUUUGGCAAGCACAGUACAAGGAAGGAGGACCAGCCGAAGUGUGCAACGUUUCCGAAAUGAGGAACCGAUUCCUGCAACUCACAAAGCUUUGUCCCGAUCCGACCUUGGUGGGGUUAACGCUACUAGAAAAUCUGGAGACCGUGCCGCUUACAGAGUCGCAAUGCAUUAUUGAGCUACUGAUCUCUGCCCAUGAUUGCUUCAGUUUGACUUGUCAUCUGGAGGGUAUUCGACGGGUGUUACAGGCUUGCCGCUAUCUCAUUGAAAUGCACUUGGCACCAAAUCAAGAAUACAGCCUUAUGGUGCGUCUCCUCUCCGGGAUCGGUCGCUACAAUGACAUGGUAUACGUAUUUGACAUUUUGCACAAAAGCCAGCAUUUUGAGGUUUUGCUACGGAAACAGCUGGACACGAAAGGGGGACUGCAGACCGCGUUACUGGAAUAUAUUAAGCGCUGUCAUCCGGGGGACAGUGAGAAACACAACAUGACUGCGCUCUGCUUCAGCCUGCAUCGAGAUAUCGGCCAUAACCACGAGCAGGCGGCUCUCAUCCAACUUAAACUGAUCCAGUCCCAACCCUGGGAAUACUGGAUGUCUGAACGGGCCGAGUUGAAGUCUUCAUUAAUGAAAGCCCUGACCCUGCUCAUUGAUGCCGCGGAGAGCUACUCCAAGGAUUCGUGUGUCCGCCAGUCCCUGCGCUGUGCGCGCCUCACCCGCCUCCUGACGCUACAGAUCCAUCUGCUGAACAUUGGCCAUGAAACCAGACUUAUCAACUUGGAGAAAGAGAGUGUAAUGACUCCAAUUCUGGCACUUCCACGCUUUUAUCAGGCUGUUAUUGUAGCUGAAGCCUACGACCAACAACCAGACUGGGCAGAGGUUUUAUAUCACAAUGUUAUCGUCGGAGGUGACUUCCAGUACCUAGAAGAAUUCAAACAGCGCCAGCUGCUCCAGAGCGGGGUGUUCGAGCAAAUCUCCAACAGGUGUAAGCUGCAGCCUCCAGGUGCUGCCGGUCUCCAGAAUCUGAAGCGAUUGAUCAGUUAUUGCGAGGACACCUACACUCAGUACAAGCUGGCGUUUGAAAACCAGUUCUACGAUGUGACCGAUGUUCUCAUGAAAGACUCACAGACUCGCUGCUGUCUCACAGAUAUGCUGUCUCGGUGAUACGUGAGACACGGAGCUGUUCUCCACACACAAAGAAUAAGUAUACCGUCAGGAUCAUUUAUAGAUGAUAACUGUUCUGGCUCGUAGAUCUAAUUCUGGAUGCUGUGAAGGAAUUGCCUGCAUGCCAAAUAAAGCAGCGUCUCAUCAUUUUGUAAUAUGCUGCUCUGCCGUCUACAACAACAUUACACAUUCCGUAAUUUUUGUACAUGUACUUUAAGUGGUAAACUAAAUCAAUUUAUCUUGGGAUUAAGGAGAACUGAGUGUGAAUCUCUCUCUCUCUACAUUUAACACAAUAGCCAGAUUUAUUACACGGAGCGACCUGCCGCCUUUCAUUUGACACGCAUACUUCACGCAGUCACUCCGCCGGUGUAAGAGUGUGUGUGCGCACGCGUGCGGUUGGUUGUGCUGUAAUGUGUUAUAAUUAUGUGUCAAUCAUAUGUCAAGAAUGGAGAGAAUAUAGAAUUAAAGUUUCCCUUGUGGGGAAAAUGUUGCAGUUA